UUCUCCAACAGACGGGGAUUAAAGCCUCGAGUCUGUAAUUAUUAUAAAGCAUACGUCAGCAGAUAUCCACCCACCGGAGGGGUGUCCUCCUCGGUGACCGUGAGGCCCGGAGCAGCCAGCCAGACGUGGAUCCAGGAUCAGGACGCAGGAACAGGAAUCUCCUCCUGAGUCGGUGCCACGCCGCUGACUCUCCUCCCCGGUAGCUGCUCCGGUAAUCAGCAUCCUAUGCUCUUCUGCUCAAGAUGGCGGUGCAGGCAGCGGAAAACGACGGAAUAGUGCUGAAGAAUGUGGAAGAGGACCACCUGAACGACUCGCUGGGGAACCCCGGCCUCAUCUCACCUGACAAGGAGGAUUUAUCUCGACUCCUGACUGUGCCAUUCAGCGGCCGCAUCCGGGGAGGCAUGAGGCCAGGGAAGAAGAUCAUAGUGAUGGGCAUUGUGGACCUGGAGCCAGACAGCUUUGACGUCAGCCUGACCUGCGGCCGUGACUCGGAGAAGGAGGAUGCUCAGCUUGACGUGGCGCUGAAGCUCACCGCCCGCUUCACCGACCGCCAGUUCCUCCGCAACGCCCGAGUCUCUGGGAAAUGGACCGAGGAGGAGGCAUCCACCGCCUACUUUCCCUUCAUCCCCGAUCAGCCUUUUAGGAUUGAGAUCCACUGCGAGCACCAGAGGUUCCGGAUAUUCGUGGACGGACACCAGCUCUUUGACUUUUAUCACAAAGUAAAAUCUUUGCAGUCUAUCGACACGGUACGGAUACAAGGAGACCUACAGAUCACCAAGCUCGGCUAACUUCCCGCUCUGCACGUCGUUUGUGAAGUGAGGACUUGAUCACAGAUGACCGCACACACACACACACAAGUAUUACAUCAUCAUCCAUUACCCAUCAUGCAACGCUGGGAUAAAAGGCUCCGGCAGCGACAAGUUAGAGUUUUUCUGCUUCGUUUCUUUCUCUUCUUUCCGUUUGACCAGGAUCUGAUGUGAUGAAGCUGUGUGGGUGAAUGUGUUUGCUCCGUUUUCAGGGAUCUUUCCUCGUAGCCCCAGUUUUGUCAGAUCAGGGAUUAUUUAUAGCACAUUCAUGAAUCCUCUAGGGAAGCAGGGGUGGAGAGCUUGGAAAAAUAACUCUAGAAAGCAGUUACUCAGGUAAAAAUGUCAGAGGAUCUAAUACUCAAGCUUAUUGGCGGAAAAAUUUGAAUUAUUAACGAGCGAUUUAAUCCUUUUAGCUAAACUGAAGGCUGUUCAAAUUGGUCUACAACUUUAAGCGUGUAAAAAAUCUCACAUCUUUUGGAUAAACUGGAAAAUGCAUGUUGAUAUUCCACCCGAGCACGGUGACGAAUGCGCCUCUGAAUCUGAAUAUUCAGCCUGAGCCGCCCCUAAUUCCCACACGGGCUGAAACAUGAUUUUCACAUCGGAUAAAUCUGGUUUAAAGCAGAAAACUGUUGCAGGUUUUCACACGUUUCGGCUGGAUGUGUAAUUACUGUUGCGUUUAUCUUCUGGACACUCUCGUCUUCUGAUCACAUCGGAGCAACACCCUGUUUUCUGAUCGGAGUCCGUCGGCGCUCCUCUGCCAUCCCUUGGGUUUGUUCCAGUUGUCAUGGCAACGCGCUGCAGCCUCACCGACCUAAAUACCCAAAAAUGAGGAUUAUAUCAUGACAAGGAUGCAGCAUCCCAUACUGAAGAAAGUUGAUAGUUUGCACUCAUUUUAGCCAUCAUUGCAGAAAAAAAAAACCCACGUUGGAGUCCAGUUCUGACAGUUUCCUCUGGUGGACGAGGAGAUUAGAGGAAGUUUUUUUUUAAAUAGGCUUUGUUUUCCUGCAAACUUCACCAGAAUGAUCCACUAAAACAAAAUGCAAACUCUCCAUAUUCUCACACAACAGCUCUUCAGUGCUUAUUUAGAAGGAAAAAAGUCUCUCCAAAGUGAGCAAAUGUUGAUCUGAGCGCCAAAAACCUUCAGUCGCAUUCGACGGUCGGUCGGUGUGGAAGCAGGAGCGGAUCCUGGUGGUGUUUGAAUGUUCUCUAUAGUAGCACAGCCCAUAACAGUGAUGCACAGAAUGAGUUUCUGGCUGGUGCCGUUCUAGUUCAUUAAACUCUAUGUCUUCUAUGUUUCCUGUAUCAUUCCACAUCAGCAGACAAACACUAUAAAGCAGUUCCAGCCGUGUUUAAAACAGCCAGCAGUUUGUUGUUGUUGACGUCUGUGUUGCAUCGCAUGGUUUUAUUUUUAGAACAAAUUCCACUCUUUGCAGGACGUCUUUUUGUUGUCUACAACAGAAAGAGAGUUCUGACAAACGCACUAAUAGUUGUUUGUCUUCAAUGCAACACUCUCUAAUAUUACGUCUUAAGGUGCUCUGUUUACUUCCAGUAUGGGAUGCUGAGUGAGGCGACUGCACAGAUUCCAGGCUUCUGUUCUCUAGUAAAGGGUUUAUAAGUCAAAUAAAUCAUUUGCUGAUGCUUUUAGAAAUCAGUUGGGUUGCCAGGUUGUGAAAAAUCCCUCUUGUGUUUGGAAAUAGUGCAGUUUAAAGGUUGUUAAACGUCUAACAAUCCAACAGUUCUGCAGUUAGACAUGCUAAUAAAGUUUUCUGACGGUUUAUAAUAAUGAAUCGAGGCUGUUGCUAAACAGUCUGGUACAGAUGUUUUCCAGUAACUAAAAAGCCACCUAGCUGUUAAUUUUCUGCUCUAUUAUUUAUAAAACGUUAGGAAAUGAUUUAUUAAACGGACUUACUCCACCCUUUAUAAAUGGUCUAUUGAAACGUGGCUGAUUUCUGCUUUUUCUGACUAAAACUUGGAACUGAAUCACCUUUAAAGAGAAAUAUCCACAUUUUAGAGCUGCACAUAAUUAAGAUUUUGACAUUUUCAGCAUUCCAUCAUAACGAGCUAAUGAGGGUUCUCUCUAGAGCUGACAUCUGUGCAGAGCAGUCGGUAACUGAUGCACGCCGUCGCUCACCUUAAUGAAGGAAUCCUCUUUGUUUACCAUCUCAUUACCUGCGUCCAUCUGAGCGGCUUCAUGCACUGAGUAUUUAUUAGUUCCUAGCAAUAACUCGACUGCUCGGGACUCGUUUCCGCCUGGCUGGUCAGCCGAGGUCUUCCUUCUUUUCCUCCCGGCAGGCGCUGGUUUAUUUCAGACACAAACAGGAAAGCUUUUUGUUUUGUUUUGUUUUUUUUAAGCCAGCGUGAUGCAUCAUUUCCUCCAGUAUUACAGCAAGCAGGACAAAUGUGUACAGAUAGCUGUGUUGAUGGGAUGUGUUGUUGGGUUUUUGUGUUCUUUCUAUUAACUGGUGACCAUUUGUAACCCUACAGUUUCCUGUAACGACAUGUUGAUAUAAUCCGUGUGACUCGAGUGACGUAGAAGCUAAAGAUGUGUGUUGAAGUGUUUUUUUUUUUUUUUUGGCAGCAGGAAUCAUGGGGGAGGGAGACGAACAAUUUAAGACUUCCUGAAUUAAAGGGCUCGAAGCAGGAGGCGUUUUGUGUGUGUGUGUGUGUGUUCAUGAGUGUGUGCAGAUCGGUUUUGUCGGUUGUGUUGGUUUCUUUGCAAUCAGCUGGAAGGUACUCGAGCUUUGGUUCAGUUGCACUUUAGAAAACAGUGUUGGUGUCCACUUACAAGACUCACAAGUGCUUAGUAUUACACUUCAAAGGACACUUUUUUUUUUUUUUUUGGUACAUGUGCGUGGAAUAUUGCGUUUCUUCCUGAAAUCUACUAAUCUAGUGUUCACGAUCUCCUGAUGAGCCCAUCUUACCACCAACAAUUUUGGGAAUUCAUAAUUUAUCGCUCUGAAGUAUUAUUUUAAUUGUUCUGCAACCCUUUAAAGGUAUAAGAAAAGCUGAAUGUCAUUCUCCUUCUGAUUGUAAUCCGAUGAUCUGGUAAUAUUCACCCAAGUUAUGUAGGAUCUGCUCUGUUUAGUUGUGAAAUGGACCAUCCCUGUCUUAAAGCCUGUUUAUUUGACCCAGGUCUGUGUGUUACCGAGCAUCUGGACUUUGGAUGUACAUAUUUAUGAUCGUGGCCUCAGUGGGCUUUGUUUUUUAUGGAUAACAAGCCGAGCUGAAAGCAUUUUGUUGUGCAUGUAAGCGAGUACCUGGCGAUUUGUAAAACAGACUGACUUAUUACCGGUGUGUUGCCAGUUUUUGUUUCAGUCAAGCAUGCCGUUUUUAUUUCUUACCGCCUAUCCAACGCGUUUUCUUUCCGCCUGUUUACUUUUCUAGCCUAGCGUGUAUGAAAAUGAAAGCUUAGUGCUUCUCUUGAUAUUAAAUUUCGCUGCUGACACAAACAUUUAGACGCCCACAGCAAGUAUUUGGACUAAUUGAACUAUUUCCCCGUGAUUUUUAACAAGUAGAACGAUGAGGCAAAAUUUCUAAAAAGUGCUAAAUGGCUUCACCAUGUCCAUUAAUGAAGUAGAAGUAGGCUAAUGUGUCGUGUGGUUGUGCAAUCAUGUUAUCAUUUCUAUUUAUUCCCGUGUAACCAGCAGGGUUGAAGCAUUUUUGCUGUUUCUAUGAAUUGAAAAGAGUGUUUUGUAAUAAGGAAAGUUUCCUGCGUGGAUGGAAAAGCCCAGACUGCUUUUUCUUUCAUCUGCAAAACAAGGUUAAACGUGACUUUGACGCCAGUUUUCAGGGAGUCUGAGGAUCACCGGGUGUCGCCUUGUGUGAUCUUCUGAAGGUCUUUCAUCUUCCCGAGCUGUUUGAUCAGCGGAGCAGCUUUUUUCUGGUUGUCACACGGGGGGGAAAAAAAAAAGAAAAAGACAGGAGCACUUCCAAAAAUAAUCAGAAAAUGACCCCAGAUUCAGUGUCUUGUUGACAGUGUUCACAGAACCAGUGUUUAGAUGAAGACGGUACACUUUGACGGUGUUUUUUUCCUCCUCCUCCCUGCUUUUGUAAAAACAGCUACUUUGCAAACCAAUAAACUUCUCAUCUUGGAA
Acanthochromis polyacanthus (spiny chromis) is the source of this 4900-nucleotide messenger RNA. Its product is annotated as galectin-related protein. Gene Ontology annotation, molecular function: carbohydrate binding. Lineage: Eukaryota; Metazoa; Chordata; Actinopteri; Pomacentridae. The coding region runs from base 243 to 788 and encodes 181 amino acids. The transcript is spliced from 5 exons. The record is from RefSeq and is a predicted model, not a curated record.